This is a messenger RNA of Myxozyma melibiosi, 803 nucleotides long. RefSeq lists its product as uncharacterized. Gene Ontology annotation, cellular component: precatalytic spliceosome. Lineage: Eukaryota; Fungi; Ascomycota; Lipomycetes; Lipomycetales; Lipomycetaceae. The record is from RefSeq and is a predicted model, not a curated record. Bases 173 to 697 code for a protein of 174 amino acids. The transcript has 2 exons. Gene Ontology annotation, molecular function: RNA binding. Gene Ontology annotation, biological process: mRNA splicing, via spliceosome.
GUUUAUUUUUUCUCUUCUCGAAAUCCAUCGUCCACACCGCUCAGCUUAUCUUUGACAGCACAGUGCUCAAAACAAGACAACACGCUAUCAGUCAGUCUGCGUUCUGAUACAGGUUUGUCUUAUUGUAUUGUGUGCUUCUUGCUUUUAGUCUGAGGAUCCGCGUGCUGCUACAAUGUCGAAAUACUGGUGCAAGCCUUGUAAGACUUUCGUGCUCGACACCAAGCUCGGCAAGUCCCAACAUGAAGCCUCGGUCCGCCACAAAUCGUCAAUGGACCGCAUGAUCCGCGACCUCAACCGGACAAAAGUGCAGGCGCAGCGGAGUGAUCGCGACGCGAAGCGGAUUCUCGAACAGAUUGAAAAAGCAGUUGGUGGGGAGAUCGGGACGUCGGCACCUUCUUCUGCGCCAGUUGCAGCGACGAAGACGAUUACUACGACAGCUGCGAAACCUACCUCGUCAACGACGCCGUCGCAGAAAGUUCCAAUGAUCUCCAGCAAAUCUAAAGUGCUCCCUUCCUUCAUCCAGAAAAAGCCCACCUCUACAAAGCAGAAAUCAAGUGUGCUAGGCAUGCUUCCCGACGGUCUUCCGCCGUCUUCGUCGGUUGGCGGGAUCCAGCCAAAGAGUGGGGGAAGUCGGAUCGCAAAGGGAGGCGCGGGCGGGUCGAAAGGGUUUAGUAAUGGGUCUGUAAAGAGGAGUUGACCGUGAUGUAAAUUUUUGUGUAUAUGUGGGUGUUGUAUUAUAAGAUAUUUUGAGGCGUUUGGAUAUGUUGUCUAUUUGAUAAGCUGUUGGGUUUUUGUUGCUGUUG